Messenger RNA from Physcomitrium patens, 2327 nucleotides. NCBI's taxonomy places the organism in Eukaryota, Viridiplantae, Streptophyta, Bryopsida, Funariales, Funariaceae. The record is from RefSeq and is a predicted model, not a curated record.
CUCACUCUGGUUGCUGCAAAAGCUCAACCCCGACGAGAGCAGCGUAGACAUGAAAGGAACCGCAUCGUGCCUUGUAGCGACGGGGUGACCAUUGAGCCUGACAUUGUGCGACCUGCUUUUCUCUCGUGCCUCUUUCGUGUUACGCAAUCCUCCUGUCGCUCUCUGGUCUUAAACUCCUAAUCCUUUUUCGUGCUUCGACGAUGUGGUAAUCUCAAGUAAUGCGUUUGGACGUUCUGCACUGUGUUCUUACGAUUACGUGUCCAAAUCUUUACCGAGCAGGGUCGGAUUAACAGGAUUCGCAUCUCGAGCAAUUGACAACAUUUGUAUGGAGGGGAAUUAGUAGGAUGUACGCAGAUUUGCUAGUCAAGGGUCGGAAAGAGCUGCUCUGCGUGAUUGCAAUCAUAUGACACCGAGCUUCCUUCAACUGUUCUCUCGUCCGGCUUGAGUUUUGGUAGUUCAGGAAGGAGCAUCUAUUAGAUGAACUGGAAAAGGUCUAUGAGGAAACGGAUGGAGUUUAAUGACUGGUGCUUGAGAAGCCCAUGAAUGAGGCAAUGGUGCCACCUACUGAUCCAUUCCGACUUCGAGGUCUUGCAAUUACACUCGAUUCUUCUCAUAUGUCGGAGACUUAGGAUGGAUUCCAUCGAUUAGGGCUGUUUGGCGGGAUACGGUCUGUGACGGGUUCGCUAGAGGGACGCGCUGCCAUGGCUGACGCUCCUUUAAGAAAUGUGGACAUUACAGAGAAGGCUAUUUCCGCUGCGGGGGCCGCAGUCAUAUCCGCAGUUAUUGUUAAUCCUCUGGACGUCGCCAAGACAAGACUCCAAGCGCAAGGAGCCGGAGUGUCUUAUCACCAAGCAACUUGUGAAAUGGAGGCUUCUAAAUCGUUCAAGGUGAGUGUAGAUGGAAGGUGCGCACCAGCUUGUCCCAGAACUAAUGUUGCAGGGAUAUCCCCCGAUUGCCCUCCUCCUAGUCAGCAUUACAAGGGAACUUUGGACGUUAUGCGAAGAGUUGCACAUGAGGAGGGCUUUAUUCGGUUAUGGAGAGGACUCAAUGCCUCUCUUGCAAUAUCUGUACCGACAGUUGGGAUUUAUCUACCAUGUUACGACGCUCUUCGAGAAGCUAUUUGUCGGUAUUCUGAUGAGAAUUUCUUGAAUAUGAAGCCAUAUGCACCAUUGUUAGCUGGUUCUUUAGCACGAUCUUUGGCAGUUAUUGUAUGUUCACCUCUUGAGCUUGCCAAGACUCGUAUGCAGGCUCAAGUAGAUCGAAAGAGUGGAAAAUUGCCUGGGAUUGUUUCGGUCUUACGUAGUGUGAAGGAAACUCAUCGAGGGAGUGCAGGCCGAUUGCAAGGAAUGAGGGUAAUGUGGACAGGUGUGGGAGCACAGCUUGCUCGAGAUGUUCCAUUUUCUGCUAUCUGCUGGAGUGUCUUAGAGCCUGCACGAGACUUUCUCCUUGAAGCUGCAGGCUCAGAUCCACAUAUAGGAAGGGUAUUAGGAGCCAAUUUUGGCGCAGGCAUGAUUGCAGGUGGCAUUGCAGCAGCUGCUACUUGCCCGCUUGAUGUAGUCAAAACUUGGCGCCAAAUCGAGAAAGAUCCUGCAAAAUCUAUGUCCACGACUCUUCGGCGAACGCUAUCUGAAGUUUGGCAGAAAGGAGGGCUGCGUGGACUAUACACAGGAGUUGGUCCUCGUGUGAGCCGUGCUGCUCCUUCAACAGGAAUAGUGAUCUCACUAUAUGAGGUUGUCAAGUAUGUUCUUCACAGAACUUAAUUUGUUUAAGACGGAAUACUAAACUGCAUUGUUCCUACAAGCUCCCGUAUGCGGAACAGUAGGUGUACUUUCAAGUUUUUUUGAUCAUAUAGCUUGACAAUUACCUGGGGAGAAGUUUUGGGCACUUGUACAAAAAUUAUGCUCCCUGUAACGGGUUUGCAAUGCUUUGGAGAUGGGCCAUAGCUGCACUGCGUCGUUACUCUUGCAACAAACAGGAGGAGAUAAUGUUUUCAAGGCUUUGAAUAAGUAGAAAUCUUUCGAGCAACCUGUUUUGACACUAAAAUUGGAGUUCGGAGAUUUAGGUGGGGCUUAUUAGUGGUACUUGGAAUGAUCACCCUGAGCUCAUGGACCGCAUGCAAAUGGAACUCUGAGCGAUCAUUCAUUGUUCUUCCUAGAAGCUUAACAGAGACUUAGCACGUCUACAAGCGUUUUAGAAAGGUGAAUUACACUGAAAGGAUCUGUCAAUUUUAUACGAUCCUUGUAUCACUAGUUAGAAGCUUCAAAAACCAAAAUUUGGACAGAUACUUGCAAUAUGAAGAUGUCCGCAGUUGGCAUUUCUUUGGAAUA